This is a messenger RNA of Aspergillus pseudonomiae, 788 nucleotides long. Its product is annotated as dolichyl-diphosphooligosaccharide--protein glycosyltransferase subunit 4. The record is from RefSeq and is a predicted model, not a curated record. The transcript has 2 exons. NCBI's taxonomy places the organism in Eukaryota, Fungi, Ascomycota, Eurotiomycetes, Eurotiales, Aspergillaceae. Bases 263 to 496 code for a protein of 77 amino acids. Gene Ontology annotation, cellular component: oligosaccharyltransferase complex.
UGCGACCGGCCGAUCUCGACCUCCGCCCAGCGACCUAGGUACAACAAGUACAUACUAUCAACUCCCUCUUCCCAUAUCUAUCAACCGCCCGCCCCCAUUGGACCUUGGUCCUUCAUACCCACUUGGAGCUCAAAAGUAGCAACCACGCCGGCUUCGUCUUGCGACGCAUCAUACCGACCAUACAUUCCCUUCGUUCUCGAAGAAAUCAAUUGACCUUGCUUUCUCCUUAUACUCCCGGUUCAUAACUCCCCCAACCAUCAAAAUGAUUUCCGACGACGAUCUCCACCGUCUUGCCGUCUUUCUCGGCUCUUGCGCGAUGAUGAUGAUUGUUCUCUACCACUUCCUCGAAGUCAAUGCCAAAGAUACUGGAGUUGAGGGGGCAAGUGAAGGGAAGAAGUCGGCCGCUGCGUCUCAGGAGUCAGUUGCUGCUAGCCUUUCGACAGAACCCGCAGCGGUUGCGGGCGGUUCGUCAGCCAUCGGAGAGAAAGACCGGUAGUGGCUAUCUUCUUCAUUUCUGUUAGCGUAUUUUCUUUCUUUUCUCGUUUUGAUACGGUUUGCCCUUGGUUGCGGUGGUGAAGACGGCACAGGCGCGACGAUGAUGGAUACCCCUAUGGCCUAGGUUGGAGCGAUAGAUACCAGCAAGGACAAGCCAGUACAUGAUCCGCAUGGAUGUGAUUACGUUGGUCCUGAAAUGCAUCACUAUUGCGCAACUUAUUAGGCGAUUAAGUCUUCUAGCGAUGGUAAACCGCCUUGGAAAGGGGUUAAAAAAAAUAAUGUACACAGAAUAU